AUGUCUGUCAAGAAUGAUAAGCUAACCCAUAAUGAUUUUCUCUAUUCAGCUCCUUUGUUAUUGUAUUCUUCUCCUAUGAUACUCGAUUCUUAUAUCAAUAAUGAUAGUGGUAGAAAAAGUUUUGAAUUGUUUAGAAAGUCUUAUAAUAGUAUUAAUGGUUACAAAAAUUUAGAUACAAAUGUGAUUGUAUCUUACAGGAGAUUGAAAAUAGGCUCAAAAAAAAUCUCUCACAUCGUUGUGUCGGAUAUAGAAUGGAACUAUUUGGAUAAAGCUAUGUCUAAUUUGACUAAUAAUAAAAAUACGCCCUCUCAAGAUGACUUUGAAGAUUAA
Racocetra persica is the source of this 330-nucleotide messenger RNA. The record is from the annotation of a GenBank genome assembly. Lineage: Eukaryota; Fungi; Glomeromycota; Glomeromycetes; Diversisporales; Gigasporaceae.